GCCGUGUAGGGUUCCAAAGGCACUGAGAAAGGGAGCGAGUGAGCGAGGAGAUAAAAAAGCGAACACUCCAUCAUCGUCAUCAUCUUGUUCUUUUUCUUCGUCCUCUACAACGUCUCCUCGGCUCCUCGCCAUUAAACAAGCCCUUCGAUCUCCCUCGCUCCUCUCUCACUCGCUCACUCGCUCACUUGAUCCUUCUUCUACUUCGCUCGCGCGUUCGAUCAUGGGGCGGGGCAAGUUCAAGGGCAAGCCCACGGGGCGGCGCAACUUCUCCACUCCCGAGGAGAUGGUUGCUGGUACCUCAGCCCGGCCCCGUACCUUUAAAAAGGAGGUGGAAGCCGAUGACGAAGAAAGGGAGGAAUUGGAGGAGGAAUCUGAAAAUGACUCUGAAGAAGACAAUGAGAAAAAGAAAGGUACACAAGGCAUUAUUGAGAUUGAGAAUCCAAACUUGGCUAAACCAAAGACGUUGAAAGCCAGAGAGGCUGAUCUGAACAAAACAGCUGAACUCUCAAGGCGUGAAAGGGAGGAAAUAGAGAAACAGAAAGCUCAUGAGCGAUACAUGAGGUUGCAGGAACAAGGAAAGACAGAACAAGCUAAAAAAGAUCUAGAGCGUCUUGCCUUAAUACGGCAACAAAGGGCUGAAGCUGCGAAAAAACGAGAGGAAGAGAAAGCUGCCAAAGAACAAAAGAAGACUGAGGCGCGCAAGUGAUUUGCCUGGAGACAUCGGCGUUUUCUUUGUCUGAUAUGUUGAAAUGGUUGAUGCCUCCACUUUUAGUAUUUUGUAAUACUCAUGUCGUAAUCUUUGUUCCAAUUUCAAUUCAUAUUAGGGUGAAACUGUAAAAUAGUAUUCGCAGCAUGAUGAAUAGCUUUCGCUCAUGCCAUCACCGGGACGGUCUAAAAUUUGGUCACUAGCUGACGACGGUAUUACGCACAAUAAAAGUUUCACAUUCUAUGCGAAUUUAUAAAUGUGGAGGCGAUCGUAUGGUAUGCGGUUUUGUAAA
This is a messenger RNA of Ananas comosus (pineapple), 998 nucleotides long. Its product is annotated as 28 kDa heat- and acid-stable phosphoprotein-like. The transcript has 8 exons. NCBI's taxonomy places the organism in Eukaryota, Viridiplantae, Streptophyta, Magnoliopsida, Poales, Bromeliaceae. The record is from RefSeq and is a predicted model, not a curated record. Gene Ontology annotation, cellular component: cytosol. Gene Ontology annotation, molecular function: RNA binding. The coding region runs from base 221 to 706 and encodes 161 amino acids.